AUGAAGUCGUUCAAAGGCUUCAUUUUGUGUUUGAUAAUCUACGUUCAGCAAAUCUACUCCUCCGACGAUGGAAUGUGUAUGGCCAAGGAACAAUGUACCGCAUCGGAAGCAAAUAAAAUCGGCAACAGUCUCUACUCGGCAGAUUACAACAAAUAUUUCAACGCCAUAGAAUCAUCGGUAGCGGCUUACGUUCCCUGCAACAGCACCAAUUGCAACUGUCAUGCGGAUGUUCUAAAGGCCGACCUAAAACCAUUCAAAGCACAAGGCAUUACACAAGAAGCGAUCAACCGAGCAAAGCAAUAUGGAACACACUACCAGGUGAUUGGUCAUAAGUUGUACCGACAGCGAGAAUGCAUGUUCCCGGCACGCUGCUCUGGGGUGGAAUAUUUCGUAAAACCUUUGCUAGCACUUCUACCCGACAUGGAGCUGAUCGUGAACUGUCGCGAUUGGCCCCAGAUUCAUCGGCAUUGGAGCAAAGAAAAAAUACCCGUACUUUCGUUUAGUAAAACGGGCGACUAUCUCGACAUCAUGUACCCGGCCUGGGCAUUCUGGGAAGGUGGCCCAGCCAUAGCACUCUAUCCGACCGGUUUAGGACGAUGGGAUUUGCAUCGGAAAAGCAUAACGAAAGCAAGCCUCGAUUGGGACGCAAAACAUUCGAAAGCUUUCUUCCGUGGUUCACGUACUUCGGACGAGCGUGACGCACUGGUAUUACUUUCGCGUGCUCAACCAUCGCUCGUCGAUGCACAGUACACAAAAAAUCAGGCCUGGAAAUCACCCCAAGAUACGCUGAAUGCAGAACCUGCGCGAGAAGUAACGCUGGAAGAACACUGCCGCUAUCGGUUUCUGUUUAACUUUCGCGGAGUGGCGGCUAGCUUUCGGUUUAAGCAUCUUUUCCUCUGCCGAUCGCUCGUAUUUCAUGUGGGCGAUGAGUGGUUAGAGUUUUUCUAUCCCUCCUUGAAGCCUUGGGUGCAUUACGUGCCGGUACCGGUGCGCAGCAGCCCGGAAGAGUUGGAAGCAAUGAUAAGGUUCUUCCAGGAACAUGAUGGGCUGGCGCGUGAAAUUGCCGACCGAGGGUAUGAUCAUAUUUGGAACAAUUUGCGGAUGGCAGAUGUGGAAUGCUACUGGAAAAGGUUGCUUAAACGGUACGGAAAGAUAGUGCGCUACACCGUUGAGCGUGAUACAAGCUUAAUCGAAGUGUUUAUGCAUUGA
Messenger RNA from Anopheles maculipalpis, 1209 nucleotides. Its product is annotated as O-glucosyltransferase rumi homolog. The transcript is spliced from 3 exons. NCBI's taxonomy places the organism in Eukaryota, Metazoa, Arthropoda, Insecta, Diptera, Culicidae. Bases 1 to 1209 code for a protein of 402 amino acids. Gene Ontology annotation, cellular component: endomembrane system. Gene Ontology annotation, biological process: positive regulation of Notch signaling pathway; protein O-linked glycosylation. Gene Ontology annotation, molecular function: UDP-xylosyltransferase activity; UDP-glucosyltransferase activity. The record is from RefSeq and is a predicted model, not a curated record.